This is a messenger RNA of Malus domestica (apple), 2239 nucleotides long. Its product is annotated as metal tolerance protein 1-like. Gene Ontology annotation, cellular component: plasma membrane; vacuole. The record is from RefSeq and is a predicted model, not a curated record. Lineage: Eukaryota; Viridiplantae; Streptophyta; Magnoliopsida; Rosales; Rosaceae. Gene Ontology annotation, molecular function: zinc ion transmembrane transporter activity. Gene Ontology annotation, biological process: zinc ion transmembrane transport.
CAAAUUCCAAUGGAUCGUUGACUUAAAUUUAAGUUGAGUUUGGUUCUCGGACUUGGAAGCAGAAAUGAAUCUUAUGACAUAAUCAUAUACAAGUUUAUCAUUCAUAAUUGCUUGUUUUCAUGAAUUUUCAGAUGGAACCACAAAAUACUAAACAUGUUCAGAUUGUUGAUAUCCCUGGCGAUGUUCCUGAUGAUGGGAUUGGAUCAAGCUCUCUGGAUUCCAUGGAACGUGCCACGGUUCUCACCGUAGAUUGCACUGCAGAACAAGAAAUUCCCAAGAUCGCUAACAUUUCUGACGAUGUUCAUCCUCACGAACAUGCCACGUUUCGCUCCAUAGAACUAAAAUUUUCCGGGACUUUACUGUUACUGGCAGCGGUAUUUGGUGUUGUCAUAAUAUUUAUGGAUGUAUGCCUCGGCAUUUUUGCCAAAAGUUUAACAAUACUAACUGUUGCAGCACAUUUGUAUGCUGAUGUUGCCACGUUGGCCAUCUCGGUGUGGGCAGUUUCUAGCUGGGAAGCCCCUCCCAGUGGAUCGCCUUAUUACCGGCGGUUUUUAAGGAUUGAAAUUCUCGGAGCCCUACUUUCCAUCCAACUCAUAUGGCUGUUCUCUGGGAUAUUGGUGUAUGAAGGCAUAGUGAAAACCAUCGACGACACAGCUGAGGUGAAUGCCGUUAUAAUGUUUCCUGGUGGCCUAGUUUGUCUUGGGGGAAGUGUGAUCGUGGCCUUACUUCUGGACCACAUAACUGUUGAAGAACAAGAUGGUGAUUUUCGUCACAGCGACGAAAUGACAAUUUCUAGUACUCGUAAUGAUCGUAAACGAUCACAUGAUCAUGAUGCUGCUGAUCAGCGUCAAGCACUGUUGGAUAAGCUUGCAAAAGACAGAUAUGAAAAGAUAAGGCAGAGGUGCAUGAAAGUACUCCGUGCACUAAAGGACUCCGUUCAUGCUAUUGCAGUACUGAUUUGCGCGGCGUUCAUUUUGUACGAGCCUGAGUGGAAGGUUUUUGAUUUGAUUUGCACCCUAAUUUUUUCUGUGACUCUUCUGUGGAAGACUGUCAAGAUGCUGCGUAAUGUACUUAAUGUCGUGGUGGGAAGGACACCUAGAGCGAUUCAUGUGAAGAGGACUUGAAAAGAAACUGUUGGAGAUGGAGUAUAUGAUGGAUGGAAAUUAACGAAAUGCAUAUUUGGGCUGUCACAAUGGGAUAGCCCUUCUGGUUUGCAAUGUGAAAUCAGACAAUGUGAUGGAUUAUAUCAGAGAGCUGGAUAUAGCUUCAGCAGUGUCAAUCUGCAAAUUGAUUGUUAGUAGGUUUAAAGGACAAAGAUGAUUGAUUAUAGAAGCCUCCCUUCGUGUGCAUUGCCAAGAUGUUUUUCGAGGUUUCUCUCUUCGUCCCCAACUUUGAUUUCUGUGUUUCCCCUUUCCGUUUUUCGUUUGUUGGUCUCUCUUUAAUUGCACAUUGGACAGUUCUUUUGUGGACAGAAUGUUCGUUAUUUAUUAAAAGAUGGAUUGCCGAUAUUGUGUCAAACAAACGUCAUAACAUUAGUAGAUAACAUGUCAAUAACUAAAUAUAUCGAUGUGUUAUUGGUACAAUAAUUGACAUUAUUAAUAUAAAGAUUCACUUUCUAUAUAUGUAAAUGAUGUCUGGAAAAAUGAUGCCAGGGUUUACAAUGAAGAUUAAGCAAGAAGUACAGGCCUUUUUAUGCUAAUUUCUUUUCAAUGGAUCUUCCCCCACUUUCCAUCUAAGGACGACGUGUUCUCUACGAUACAUGCAGAUAGCGAUAUUCGAAAGUUCCAACGGCCAAGAAUUCUGACGUAUACUAUGCAUGCUCCGAGGCAUACUCGAAAAAUCGAUACAAUACUUUCUUUGCAAUGUUUGCAUUGUUCUUUGUCUUCAAAAAGGUAAGAAAUUUUGUGUACGUAAUGGUAAUGAAACCAAUUUGAAUCUUACUACUACUUGGAUCUCCAAGUUUUAUUGGUUGAAGCUUACCCAUAAUACUACUCUCAACACACAAAGAGAUUAUUUUUCCAAGCUCCAACGUUAAACCUGCCUUCUCCUUAUUAUCUGGUCUUCUUGGUACCCAAAACAAAAACCUAGAAUUCAGAACUUCUUGUGAGUUUUUAUAUCUUUGCGGGGAGGAAAAAAAAGAAAGAUCUAAACUGGGUUGUAGCUUUUACUAAAAUUGGUUUGGUUUAGACUGUUGGUUUAACAUGAUCUUCGUUUGAGGAACUGUAGGAAUCCUAAUUUA